Fusarium vanettenii 77-13-4 is the source of this 2010-nucleotide messenger RNA. RefSeq lists its product as uncharacterized. NCBI's taxonomy places the organism in Eukaryota, Fungi, Ascomycota, Sordariomycetes, Hypocreales, Nectriaceae. The transcript has 3 exons. The coding region runs from base 1 to 2010 and encodes 669 amino acids. The record is from RefSeq and is a predicted model, not a curated record.
AUGUCUCUCCCUGGCUGGACUGUUGGGGAUGUCUGCGGUAUUGGAAAUCACGAAAGCUGGAUAAGAUAUGCCCUAAAACGCCCCAACAUUUGCGCUAGAUGCUAUGGCAUCAUGGCAGAUAUGGAAUGCUUGCAUCACGCCAUAUCCAGAGAAGGAUUCAGCUUGCAAGUCUCGCUCCGAAGUCUACAUGAUUCUGCCGAAUACUCUUUUUGCCGCAUGUGCAGCAUCUUCCUUUGCUUGGCUCUGCAUUCUCUACAGGAUGAAAGCUCCUUCACUUGGCCCAUGGCUAGGUUUCUCGAUGCCCAUGACACAGCCACUGCAACCCUCAACGUCCAGGCCGUUCUUCGACCCGAGGGCAUGAGAACGUCAGCUUGCGAUAUCCAUGAGAUACUCCUGCACGGAGGGAUAGUCGGUGCUGGAAUUUCGGCGGGACACUUUAUGCACAGCCAUUUCAGAUUCAAGGUGUAUGCACAUCCCGGCGAUCGAGCAGCCGCUUACAUUAGCUCUCGGGACUGUGACCUCAAUGUGCAUUCCAGCGCUGCUUUUGUAAAGAUCAGGUCGUGGGUGGCGGACUGUGAUACCCACCACCAAUAUUGUCCACGCCCGGCGCCAGUGCCACUGCCAACACGCGUACUUGAUCUGCAAAACCAAAACACUGUUAGAAUACACGAGGCGCAAACCGAAUACGGCCAGUAUGUCGCCCUGAGCUAUUGCUGGGGCAGUAACUCACAAUCCGGAACUCCUCUACCGACUGGUAUAUCACCACCAGCUUGGCAGACGAUUCCGGCUUCAGGUCUGCUAAUCACUUCUCUAGAUGGCCCCAAAUGUCUAGAAAUUUCGGCACUUCCGCGUACCAUUCAAGACGCAAUUACGGUUACGAGGCAAAUUGGUCUCAAGUAUCUUUGGGUCGACGCACUCUGUAUCAUCCAGGACUCAGUUGAAGACAAAGACGCCGAAAUUGGACAGAUGGCGCAGUACUACCAGAAUGCUUCAGUCACCAUCAUCGCAGCCAACGCGGGUAGCUCCGAUAAAGGAUUUUUAGCAUCGAACACUCAGCCGCGUUGCCUAGAACCGGAUGCUGUGUCAUACCGAUUCCAACUUCCAAUGGCUUUCUCGGACGAGGUGGUGGAUGUUAUUAGCGCUGAGUAUUGCAUCUGGGAUAACGGCACCUCUCCCGAACCCUUGGAUCGCCGUGCUUGGGCUUAUCAAGAACAAAUUCUCUGCCGACGGGCUUUGACAUACGGCACGUCAACCAUGACUUGGCGAUGUGAACAAGGCAUACAGGGAUGGAACUCGUGGUUACGAAAACAUCAAAGCGAAGUAGCCAAGGUUCUUCCCAAACACAGCAGCCAGUAUCCAUAUAAGGAAGCCUGGAAAAAUAUGGUAGCCGUCUAUAGCCACCGCAAUCUCACCUUUCCAGAGGACAAGCUACCUGCCAUCUCGGCACUGGCAAGCCAGAUUCACCACCUGUCCGUCCAGUCUGGAGGUGGGCCUGGAAGAUACCUCGCAGGGCUCUGGGAAAAUGAUCUGCUUGAUCAGUUGAUCUGGUUCGCAGCUCCAACAGAGAGUCACCCUGUGCAGUGCACCCCGUACCGCGCCCCAAGCUGGUCUUGGGCGUCAGUCGAGUGUCCGGUUCUCUUUCCGGACGCAAGUAGUGGUUUGACCCUUGGUGCACUCGAAAGCUCGAAGGGCCUGCACCUGGAGAUCAUCGACUGCGAUGUGACAGCCCGCUCUGCCUUGUUGCCACUGGGCCAAGUUACUGCGGGCCGGCUGCGUGCACGAGGCUGUCUGGUUCACGGGAGCAGAGUUCCAAACCCGGGGGCUUGGCUGCUAGGUACAUUCCGAGCAUCGGGGACAAGGCUGGUCUCUCAAAAGCGCGGUCAUGUUGGUGGUUGCAGGUGCAACACCGCCAUGGCUUGGUCUUGGAGCAUGUUGACGGCGCAAUUUACAGACGCGUUGGCUGCGUGGUUAGAAACUGGCCUGAGUCUAGCGAAGAAAGACGCAUUAUAG